This is a messenger RNA of Talaromyces rugulosus, 1014 nucleotides long. RefSeq lists its product as uncharacterized. The transcript is spliced from 7 exons. Gene Ontology annotation, molecular function: hydrolase activity; zinc ion binding. Lineage: Eukaryota; Fungi; Ascomycota; Eurotiomycetes; Eurotiales; Trichocomaceae. Bases 1 to 1014 code for a protein of 337 amino acids. The record is from RefSeq and is a predicted model, not a curated record.
AUGCUCAUCGGGCUAUGUGGUGGCAUCUGCGCGGGGAAGCAUGCCAUCGCAGACUACCUGAUCCGCGAGCAAGGUUUCCAAUGGCUGGAGUUGGCGAACAGCAAUCCAGCCCCGGUUUCUGAUGAUCCCAGCAGCGAUGCGUAUCUGCAAAGGUCCGUUAUAGGAGGAAGUGGCCAUAGCUUUGAAUCCGUGGACUCGUUUAUGGAUUUCGUCACGAAGCGGUGGACAGAGCGCUGGGUUACGACCGACAUCUGGGAUCGCUCAGUUUUGGAUAAGCUUCUUAUUCGGCCUUUCUUUUUGCUUGUAAGUGUCGAUGCACCGGUGAGUUUGCGGUGGCAGCGAUUUCGCGAAAGAUGCAGUAGCCGCCAAUUAGAACCCCCGCCACUUGAAAAGUUUGUGCUCUGGAGCGACCGGCAGUUGUAUGACAGAGAUAUCGGCCAAGCUUACUUGGUUGACCGAGCAUCGGUACGGCUUUUCAACGAGUCCUCGUCGCUGAAGGAACUAUACGCGGCCCUCGAAACUGUUGAACUGCCAAAUGAGGAACGCCUCCGGCCUAGCUGGGACCAAUACUUUAUGCAGUUGGCAUCUCUUGCUGCGCAGCGAAGCAACUGUAUGAAGCGGAGAGUUGGCUGUGUUAUUGUACGGGAUCGCCGGGUCAUUAGUACAGGAUAUAAUGGCACACCGCGCAAUAUUACCAACUGUAACGAAGGGGGGUGUCCUCGUUGUAAUCGAGGAGAAGGCGGCGGCUCAGGUCUCUCGACAUGCCUAUGUAUCCACGCCGAAGAAAAUGCACUUUUGGAGGCCGGCCGAGAAAGGAUCCGAGAAGGAGCCAUUUUAUAUUGUGAUACAUGCCCAUGCUUGACGUGUACCGUUAAAAUCGCACAAGUCGGUAUAACAGAGGUUGUCUACUCUAAAGGCUAUAAUAUGGACAAAGAGAGCGCUGCUAUUCUAAGUGCUGCUGGCGUCAACCUCCGGCAGCUGUCUCAGCCACCGAAUGGUCUAACAUACCUCUAA